Molecule: messenger RNA, 1585 nt
Organism: Gossypium raimondii (Peruvian cotton)
Lineage: Eukaryota; Viridiplantae; Streptophyta; Magnoliopsida; Malvales; Malvaceae
Product: pentatricopeptide repeat-containing protein At2g17670
Exons: 1
Coding region: 87-1472 (461 amino acids)
Molecular function (GO): protein binding
Source: RefSeq, a predicted model, not a curated record
UCUUCUUCCUCCUUUCGGCUUUUAAUCUUAAAAACCCUGCAAAACCCUAAUUCGCCAAAUCCCACUCGAAGAAGAAGAAAAAAAAAAUGGGGAAAAUCCCACCUUCGUUUCGUCCAGCAAUAUCGAAUUCCCUCACUAGAAAGCUCCCUUUAGAGCCCCCAACCUCAAUCCCCCAUCACUCUCCCGAGAAAACCACCAAGAAAAAACCACCCCAACAUCCUAAGAAACCCCAAGCUUCCGGCAAAGCCGAAGCCUUAUUCAAAUCUCCAGACCUUUCCUCCGCCAAGAAAGUCUUCAAUUACAUCGUUGCCACAACGAAAUCUUCACCCGAUCUUCGUUUCCACAACACGCUCUUACAAUCCUACGCUUCAAUCUCCACCCUCAAUGAUUCAAUUUCCCUUCUUCACCACAUGAUCAAAACCCAACCUUCGUUUUCACCCGACCGAUCAACUUACCACGUCUUGCUCUCACAAUCUUGCAAAGCACCCGAUUCCUCCCUCUCCGCCGUUAACCAAAUCCUCAACCUAAUGGUCAAUAACGGGCUAAAACCUAAUCAGGUCACCACCGAUAUUGCUAUCCGGUCGCUUUGUGAAGUUGGGCGUAUUGAUCAUGCUGUUGAAUUGGUAAAAGAACUUUCUUUAAAACAAUCUCCGCCUGAUAAUUAUACGUUCAAUUUGCUUGUUAAGAAUUUAUGCAAGUGUAGAACUUUAAGUACGGUUUACAGUUUUAUUGAUCAUAUGAAGAGUUCUUUUGGUAUAAAACCUGAUCUUGUUACUUAUACCAUAUUGAUUGAUAAUGUUUGUAAUUCAAAGAAUUUACGUGAGGCAAUGAGAUUGGUUGGUGUGCUUAAUGAUUCAGGGUUUAAACCAGAUUGUUUUGUUUAUAAUACUAUUAUGAAAGGGUAUUGUAUGUUAAGUAAAGGGAGUGAAGCAAUAGAGGUUUAUAAGAAAAUGAAAGAAGAAGGCAUCGAACCCGAUCUCGUGACAUAUAACACUUUGAUUUUUGGGUUAUCGAAAUCCGGGAGAGUAAAAGAAGCUAAGAAGUAUUUAGAUAUUUUAGUCGAAUCGGGUCAUUUCCCGGAUGCCGUUACAUACACUUCACUGAUGAAUGGAAUGUGUAGAGAAGGGAAUGCAUUAGGUGCAAUGGUUUUGUUGGAGGAGAUGGAAAGAAAGGGCUGUACACCGAAUUCAUGCACUUACAAUACGCUGCUUCACGGGUUAUGCAAGUGUAGAUUGAUGGAGAAAGGAAUGGACUUGUAUGGGGCAAUGAAAUUGGCUGGGAUGAAGCUCGAGACUGCUUCGUAUGCUACUCUUGUGAGAGCGCUUUGUCGUGAAGGCAGGGUUGCAGAGGCAUACGAAGUGUUUGAUUAUGCCGUUGAGAGUAAGAGUUUAACCGAUGUUGCAGCUUACUCAACAUUAGAGGUUACCCUUAAGUGGCUAAAGAAAGCUAGAGAACAAGGGCUAGCUGUUUGACUGGUAUCUCCUUUAUUUGUAUAUCAGUCUCUCUAAUUUGUAGUUCUUGUUGAUCAUUACAAUUUUGAUGCCUUUUUUAUGAAUAAAAUGAGCCUAUUUUUUAUAUGGCAAAA